GAGGAGUCCCUUUUCCUUCGCUCUUUCGCUCCACAGCUGUCAUCCUCUUCCUGCUGUGUGAAAUAACACCAAGAGACGGAAUAAACUUGAAUAAGACACAAAGAAAGGAUUAUUUGUAACCCGGAAGUGAGUGGAACUUCUUCUAGUCUUGGAAAGAAUUAUCAUCAUGAUGAGGAUUUGGACUGUUGUGCUUUUGCUGCUUCACUCUCUGGUGGCAUCAAGACAAGCGUUCGGCGCCGCGGUGGACAGGUACGACAACGACAGGCAGCAGCACACGGCGGUCAUCAACUUCCUGGAUGCCGGCGAGGCCAAAAGGCCCGAGGAAGAACUCACCGGGGAAGCCACCAUAUUGGAAGAAGAGGAAGAUGAUGAGGAGUACGGUGAUGAAUACUACUACGAUGGAGAGGAUUACGAUGAAAGCAUAUCCGGCGAUUAUGAAGUGGAAGUACCAAGAGUUGCUAUGUCAAGCAAACCCAGAGAUCCAUCAGCUAUUUUGGAACCGGAAAACACAGAAGGACAAAGAAGAAGAAAAGGGAGAAAGAAGGGUAAAGGAAAAGGAAAGAAGAGGAAUCCUUGCAUGAAGAAAUAUAAGGACUUCUGCAUUCACGGCACCUGUCAGUACCUGAGAGACAUCCGACUCCCAUCCUGUGUGUGCCAUCCGAGUUACUCCGGGAAAAGGUGCGAGUUUGUCACCCUGCCCUUGGAGAAACCCGCGGAGAGCUACAACCGAUCCACGGCUCUGGCUGUGGUGGCUGUGGUGCUGUCGUCCAUCUGCCUCACCAUCAUCGGCCUUCUACUCAUGCUCAGGUUUCACAAGCGGGGAGCGUAUGAUGUAGAGAGUGAGGAGAAGGUCAAGUUAGGGUUAGCAUCCAACCACUGAAGAGACAAAGAAGGGCAAAAGAGUGGAGAUACUACCUCAAAAUAGAAGGACAGGAGAAGGAAGGGUCCUGGAGAAAAUGAAAGGAACGCAAGCAGAUGAAGAAAGGGAACAAAGGGGUGUCUGCUUCAACCUUUGCUGGAUGUUCACAUUCAACAAAUAUGGACGGCUCAGCGUAUUCCUGUAGGCCUCGGGCAAAGACAAGACGGCCACAUCUGAAGGUGGAAAUACGGGACAAGCCAGGGAAUGGACUAGUAUGGAAAAGUGGGGAGCACCGAGGAAUGGGAAGAAAAGGAACAUUUGCUGCUUCCUGAUUGUGUGAAGACAACUUUCAGACUGAACUGAAUCCAAUUCAUUAACAAAAGAGCUCAAUGUGGAAUUUUUGUCUCGAAAAAAAAAAAAAAAAAAAACAGGCAGCAUUUUAUAUUUUUUGCAUUUAGUGCAUUAUUUUAUUUUUCCUGUACAGUAAACAGUAUAUUUAUACUUUUAAUUUAUUUAUUUAAGCUAACUGUAUUUAUGUAGGUUUAAUUAACCUCCUUCAACAAUUCAACAUGGAUGUUACAGUUGUUUUGUAUUCCUUAUUGGGUAUUAUUUAUUAAAAAAAUACAAUGCUCAUAGCCCCAGGAGGCAAAUGUAUUAUUUAAAAAAAAUUUAAAAAUGGCCUGUAAUUUAGGCAGAAUAUAAUCAAUAGCACUGUGAUUUUUUUUUUUUUUUUUUUUUACUGAUUAGAGUUUUCACUGAAAACAACCAUUGUUGGGAAUCCUGCACAUUAAAGCUGGGACACCUUCAGUGGUGAUUUAAAAAAAAAAAGUAUAUACAAAUACUGUAUAUACUGUAUAUUCAAAAGGGAGCCCAAUAUAACAUACGGGGGCCUUGAGCUGAAGCACUGUUGAAAUAACUUUUUUUUGUCUUACCAUCAUUUAAAGCCAAACACUUACAGUAACUGUCAAGAAACACAAAGAAAUGUGAAUUCAAAUGUUCCAUGCUUUCAAAAAAAAAAAAAAUGCAAUUCUGAAGUGAUUUUUAUUAAUGUGACUUUUUUUUUUUUUCUCAGAACAAAAUCAAUAAACUAUAAGAAUUCUCCACUCUUGGUUUUUGCUGCUU
Doryrhamphus excisus (bluestripe pipefish) is the source of this 1981-nucleotide messenger RNA. It is a transcript of the gene hbegfa, whose product is annotated as heparin-binding EGF-like growth factor a. Lineage: Eukaryota; Metazoa; Chordata; Actinopteri; Syngnathiformes; Syngnathidae. Gene Ontology annotation, biological process: epidermal growth factor receptor signaling pathway; positive regulation of cell population proliferation. Gene Ontology annotation, molecular function: growth factor activity; epidermal growth factor receptor binding. The record is from RefSeq and is a predicted model, not a curated record.